Messenger RNA from Folsomia candida, 1163 nucleotides. RefSeq lists its product as uncharacterized. Bases 206 to 817 code for a protein of 203 amino acids. Lineage: Eukaryota; Metazoa; Arthropoda; Collembola; Entomobryomorpha; Isotomidae. The record is from RefSeq and is a predicted model, not a curated record. The transcript is spliced from 4 exons.
UUUACAUUAUUGCUACUCUAUACGGUAAAUUCAACAUACGUAAAUUGCGACAUUUUGUGAAAUUUGCGAGUUUUCACAAUAUUUACAUGAUUUCUUCACGAUGUUGUAAUUUCGCAAGAUUACAUAUUUCUCACAAUUUUUUCGUACACAAUUAUUUUAUUUCGAACAUGAAAACAUCGCAUGCAUUUUCUAUUAAUAUUAUACAAUGAGUGAGACUAUAAACUGCGCCAAAUUCCCCGACACGCUCCCCGCUCAAUGUAACUGCGCUCUGCCGUCUUCUUCCUACAAAAAUCAAAAAUAUCGUCACAAAUUUGAAAUUCAAAACUACAAAUAUUUAAAUAAGAACGGUAAAAAAAUCAAAAAUUGGACUACAAACUUCAACCACGACCAGGAUGAAUUUGAUUUCUUCGAAUUCUGCACAGCUAGGCAGGGGCGAGACCACUAUGUCGACCGCCUUGCUGAAUCCGAUGAUUCUCAACGCUAUUUUCGCCCAUCUCGGCCUCCCCGACGUGAAGACGGCUCGAUUCGUAUGCCGAGAUUGGAGCGACGUUGGUGCGACUCACUUAGGAAAAAGGUCAUUCCUCGACGUCACCCCGUUUUUCUGUUACCACACCGGAGAUUUACACCUCAUCUCCCCCGUCCACCCAAAACUGAUGCGGAACAUCGUCAUCUCGAACAAAUUCGAUGCGUCCAUCCCUUCAAGCAAGAAAACUGCCGUCAUCUCCAAAGUUUUCACUAUUUUGUCCGAAUUCACUCGCCACAUUGUAUUUUUUUCCGGGGGAGAAGAAAUUCAUCCCCGCUUUUAUCGAAGGGGUGAAUAUGUUGAAAUCCGGUAAAAUCAAAACAAUAAUCGCCAUGCAGGAAAGCUAUGUGCAGGAAGGUGUCGAUGUAGGUGGAGUUCGGGUAGUGUUCAAAGUACUUCCGUAAUUAAUAAUUAUAUGAUUAUACAAUUAAAGAGUAAUUAUUUAAUUUCAAAUUAAUUACAUACAUUUCUUUGUAUAAUUAAAAGGAGGUAAAUACAUAUCGGCACUAAAUAAUUACAAUUUGAGAUUAAAAUGUCAAUUAAUGUAUAUUGCAACGGCUCAAAUUACCAAAAAAUGAUUAUUAGCACUGCAUAUCUGAGUAACAAUAAAAUUAAUAUUUGCUCCAUAUUUUAUAACGAC